This is a messenger RNA of Anisakis simplex (herring worm), 399 nucleotides long. The record is from the annotation of a GenBank genome assembly. NCBI's taxonomy places the organism in Eukaryota, Metazoa, Nematoda, Chromadorea, Rhabditida, Anisakidae.
AUGCAGGAUGCAGCAAUUCAUCCGAGAACAUUCGGCACUAACGGAUUAAUGAAUGAUUUCAGUGGUAAUCGCAUCGUACUUCAUUCACUUGCUCCCCUAUGUGAGUUGUUCCGUAUAUCCGGUGAUAUUCACCCUGAUGAAUCGUCGCAUCAAAACGGCUCAUGCCCAACUUGUGCUCAGCAACAAACGAAGAGUGAAGACUUUCACAGACGAAGCCACUCAACAUAUCCGAGCAGUUGGGUAAAAUCUUGUUCACAAGCACCAUUCACGAACACUACGUUCGACUGCGUGCAAGAAUUUUCAGGAGCCGUCUGUAUAGUUUAUCAGCAAGUGAGAACCGUGAAUCGAGUUGUGCUGAGUCUACCAAGGACUCAAAUCGAAAUUUUGACGAUACGGUGA